Nerophis ophidion (straightnose pipefish) is the source of this 2008-nucleotide messenger RNA. It is a transcript of the gene ptpn2a, whose product is annotated as protein tyrosine phosphatase non-receptor type 2a. The coding region runs from base 130 to 1323 and encodes 397 amino acids. Lineage: Eukaryota; Metazoa; Chordata; Actinopteri; Syngnathiformes; Syngnathidae. Gene Ontology annotation, molecular function: protein tyrosine phosphatase activity. Gene Ontology annotation, biological process: protein dephosphorylation. The transcript is spliced from 9 exons. The record is from RefSeq and is a predicted model, not a curated record.
AUCGACACUGCCGAUGUUCGCAUCGCCGCGGGUAUCAGGGCGACUCUCCGCAGACAGCCUCGCUUCACAGAUUGUUUUUGAUGGCUGCCAGAAGAACUUGCUAACACAGUUUUGUAACGAAGUGUUCCAAUGGAGCAACAAUUCCAAGACAUUGAUUGUUCGGGGAGCUGGCAAAACAUUUACAACGAAAUCCGAAACCAAGCCAAUGAAUAUUCAUACAAAGUGGCCAAACUUCCUGCCAAUCGAUUGUUGAACCGCUACAGAGACGUUAGUCCAUAUGAUCACAGUCGGGUCAAGCUUGAAAACUCCGAGAAUGAUUACAUCAAUGCAAGUUUAGUCACGGUGAAAGAAGUUCAAAGAGCUUACAUUCUUUCUCAGGGUCCUUUGAGGAACACAUGUGGUCACUUCUGGCUGAUGAUUUGGGAACAGUGUUCCAAAGCUGUCAUCAUGCUGAACAGGAUCAUUGAGAAGGGUUCUGAAAAGUGUGCGCAGUACUGGCCAACGACUGAAGAGCAGCAGAUGUCUUUCACAGACACUGGAUUUGUUGUACGGCUACUUUCAGAGGAAGACCAAUCCUACUUCACAAUCCGGGUGCUGGAAUUACAGAACACAAAGACUGGGGAGAGGAGAGAGAUUUACCACUUUCACUACACUGCAUGGCCCGAUUUUGGUGUUCCAGAAUCUCCCGCCUCCUUUCUCAACUUCCUCUUCAAGGUUCGGAAUUCCGGCUCCCUGGGUGCAAAGCACGGACCCUCAGUGGUACACUGCAGUGCUGGGAUUGGGCGUUCUGGGACAUUUGCCCUGGUGGACACCUGCCUGGUGUUGAUGGAUCGAAGGAAUAACCCAUCCUCAGUGGACAUCCAGCAGGUCCUUCUUGACAUGAGGGAUUACCGAAUGGGUUUGAUCCAGACUCCUGACCAGCUCCGUUUCUCGUACAUGGCCGUCAUUGAGGGAGCCAAAGUCCCUGGGAGCAACAAUUCAGUGGAGAUCAAGAACAGCAAUGAUUUGGAAAAAGACCUGCCGCCUCCUCCACCGCCACCUAGACCUCACGUCAACAACAGACUGGACUCCAAAGUCCAGCAUGUGCUGCAAGGAGACAUCAAAGACCACAACCAAGCAGACCCCAAUGGACAGUUGAGAAAGCGUCAGCGCGAAGCGAGGCUUGCUCACACGUCUCAGAUGGUCCAGGAGAUGAAACAAAGACUGAACAAGAGCGAGCAAGACCGAGGCAAGAAGCUGUCGUGGACCUCCAUGCUUCUGACUGGCGGCGGUGCCGCCGUGCUGGCUUUGGGUCUGCUGGUCUGCUGGAUGUUCUCCCAGUGAGCCGCUCUUCAAACGGACUGCAAUUGGCGGCGGUGCCUGAGAUCAGGUACUCGUCAAGUAGAUUUAGAGGGUAUUUAUUUCUUCAGGUGGGAGCGCUAGAUCAAAUGAGUGCGUGUAUAUUUUUAUGAGAAUGAAUCAAAAAUGAGUAACACCUCAGGAUCUCGGUGCCAGCGUGACGAUUUGCUUUUCUUGCUAUCUGAAUGUACUGUAUGACAGGAAAAAAAAAGAACCCUGCUGUUGUAUUUCUAUUUGUGUGUGUUAGUCAUUCUCACUUUAUGCUCGUGGGGGAUUUCCAGGAAGUGAAAUUCAUCGCAUUGAGUCAUUUUUUUUUUUUUAAAAACUUGUUCUUCCGUUGUCAGAGAGCAGGAUGUCCGAAAAAAUAUAUAUUUGUAGGCGAGCAGACGCCUGGCCAUCCGCCUUGCUCCGCCCGCUGGAUAGCUUCCAUUUCACGUUAUUCCCGCUGUUGAAGCAUCGGUGUGGUAUGUAUAUGAAUGUAUAUUCUGUACAUGACUAUGCUAUUCCUCUGGGUGACAGCAAAUGCAAGGAAGGUGUGCCUUCAAGUCGUUUAGCAAGCCCCUUUUGGCAUUCCACCUCUCUGUCUGUGCAUUACACUUAGUACAUGUUGUACCUUUCGACAGCACUUAACAAGAAAUACUUCAAUAAAACCCUACUCUUUUUCCCAUAA